UACUCGCGAGUCACACGGGCGGGAUUGCAGCAGCCCAUUGAGACGCCCUUCCCGAGUCCGCCCGGGCUUCCCCGGCCCCUCCCCUGCCGCUUCUCACGUGGCAGCACCGGCGCUUCCUGCCUCCCCCGGCCGCGCUUGGAGUCUGCGCUCUGCCGCCCGCACGGUUUCCAGCCGCCGCAGGAGGAAGGCGAAGGCGUUGAGCCGGCCGCCCCUGCGCAUGGAGAUGCCUUGAAAGAGACGGGAAAGGAGGCUGCAUUGGUUACAGGUGGACCAAUCACAGGCUCCUUUUUGCUGCUCAUCUCUUAAGGGCCUUCAGGUUCCCGUGGUAGGGAAAUUGAGCCACACCCUGUGAAUCCUGAUCCAUGGUAUUCAGUUGCUUGAGCCAUGGAAGCCGUCGAUGUCCCAGUGGGGAACCUCAUUGACUUUGACUCUGAACCUUCCACCACCGACACCUCCGAAUCUGUCCCUACUGCUCCUUCCACCACCAAUGGCAACGGGCUGCUGGGUCACCUGGUGGAUGACACUGCCGCAGUGGUGGAAGAGAGCGACGCAACGGAGUCCGCCGACAGUGAGAACGACACGACGGACUCGCCCAGCCGUCACAGCUGGAACAACCACCGCCGCUCUUCAUCGGAGUCCUACUCGUCCAACCAGAGCACUGAGUCUGCCAAGGAUGAAGAGACGGCAGAACACCGGGAGUUCAUUCGGCAAUAUGUGGAGAAGAUCUUCACUGGAGGAGAGGAAUUUGACCAAGAGGAGAAGGCCAAGUUUGGGGAACUCUGCAGUGGGGAGAAUGCAAAAGGCAGGGAAUGGUUUGCCAGAUACGUGAGUGCUCAGCGCUGCAAUUCUAAGUGUGUCUCGGAGCAGACCUUCUAUCGACUGGUGCAGUCUUUUGCCGUCGUUCUCUUUGAGUGUUACCAAAUGGAUGAUUUCAGCCCCGCUAAGAACCUGAUGACCAUGUGUUUUACCUAUUACUACGUUGGUAAGCCCCAAGCGCUGCCCCUCGAGUGCAAGGAGAAGCCCACUGGCAGCAUCGAUGCCUACCUGAAGUCUGCCAACAGCUGGCUAGCCGAGAAGAAAGACAUUGCUGAACGGCUCCUGAAGAACACAAAGCCCGAGAACAUGAAGGGCUUUUUUGGGAGCUUUGAGAGCAAGCUGAAGGGGCCUGGAGCCAAAAAGCCCGAGGAUGGUGAAGAGAAGCCAAGAGAGAGAAUCCACAAAUCGGUUUCCCUGUACGGCCCUGAGGAGGAGGAAGAAAAAAGCGGGGAGAAGAUAUACCUGAACAUGCACCUGAAGCAGCAGCCCAUCUGGCACACCCUGCGAUUUUGGAAUGCGGCUUUCUUCGACGCGGUCCACUGUGAGAGGCGGAAACGGUCUCCUACCACUAGGGAGAAAUGGUGUCACAUGACCCAAGAGGAGCGGGACGAUAGUCUGCGGUUUAAUGAGAAUAUCACCUUUGGCCAGUUGGGCACUUUCACCCAUAAUAUGUUGGCUUUUGGUCUGAACAAGAAGCUUUGCAAUGACUUCUUGAAGAAGCAGGCAGUGAUUGGCAACCUGGAUGAAGAGCAGUACAAGCUGCUUAGUGAUCACAUUGAACAAAUGGCCGCCGAAUAGCAUCGAUGCAAACUGCCCCCUGCAUUCUGGAACCGAGAGAGGGAAGCCAUUGGGGGUGAAAGGGUGGGAAAACCCCAUCUCUGAAACUACCUGACACGUAAACGAUGGGCUUUUGAAAACGAAACAGGAAUGAAACCCAACAGAUGCUGUGUUAAACCUGCAUGAUCGUCUUCAAACCACGUAGAGCUGUGUCGCGCAGCCCAUUAGAAGUAACAGCUCGGCAAUCCAAGACAUCCGCCCCUCUUUUGCUGCCUCCUUCCCUUAUGCCUUGUUCCCACGGACUGUGACUGAACAAAGAGACUUCUGGGGAAAUCUGCAUACGAGGCAGAGAGCCAGUAACGACAGGAGAGUCCAGCAAGUUCAUAACAGAGGAUGGUUGAGCUUUUUAGAGAGCCUUGCCUCUCUCUCACUCUGCAUUGCUGCCACUGAAUGUUUUUUAUGUGCCCAAAGGCUGCAAAGCAUGAAGAUAGAUGUGUGCGUGUAAGAGAUGUAGGAAGGGGUGAGUGGGUGGGACGGAGGGCAGUCUCCCUAGUUGCUAUUAUUACUCUGGAAGGCCAGUGAAAGGAAAACAAGGAGUUCUGUAAGCCCAGGAGGCCAGAUGCAAAUCCUGAUGGGAGUUAUAGCUUGAAAGUCCUAGAUUCUUCCCCCCCCCUUUAGUUUUCACAAGUUUUUUUUUGCAGUAUGUCUAGAUGCAGGGAGCUCUGAUCCGACAAAGAAUGUUUUGCCAGGCGCUUUGCAUUGCCUUGCCUUGCCCAGAUAUUUGCUACAGAGAAAGGCCCCAGUAAUGUUGUCGACAGGGGUGCCCGCCUCCUUCAAAUGGUCUGACAGAUGGAACAUCCUGGUGUACACAACCACAUAUCUGGCUGGCAGUGUCAGUUCAGAGCUAUAUGACCUUUCUUUGUUUUGAGCCUGAACCUUUUCGAGUCCUUGCUACCCAUCUGGGUGGUCAAAGUGAAACUUGCAGGGAAUUGUCAAGGCAGACCUCUGCUGCUAUUCAAGUUUUUGUUAAAUAAACGAUGGUCAGCAGAGGUAGUGAAUCUUGGUAGUGGCUGGUGGUCACCUAAAUGCUGUUCAUCUUGAGAUUUUGAGAAGAUUGCUCUGUGCCAUCUAAUGCAGCUUUUAUAAGAAUCCAACCCAUUUGCCCAUUUUUUAAAAAACAAACAAACCAUGAGUUGAUGUCUUUGUGUGAUUCUUCUCAGUGAUGUGAUGUGAUAAUUGAGGAUUGUGACUCUGUCUUUUAGGGCUAUCUAGGUUGCAAAGUUUGUCCGGAGGAUGCAGAGCGGUUGUAUUCUGAACACUCAUUUGAGUGUUCACAAGGUUCCUUUGAUAGUGGUGGUGAAUCAGCCUGGAUGGUUUGGUAAGGGGAGGUUGUGUGAAUGUGCCAUUGGAUGUACUCUUUUGAUACUUUCAAAGACCCGGCUGUAUACCCUGGUGCACUGAAGUGCAGGUAUCGGAAGCUAACAAUAGCUUCUUAUCCCAUGGUAAAUCUUUUGCUUCUACGUGACUGUUAGGGUACAUCCACGCCACAGACUUAAAUCACUUGUAAAGCACUUGUGUUGUUUGGGCUUACACUGAAGAACCUUGGGCUUUGUAGAUUUAUUGAGGGAGUUUAGAUUUUUCUGUCAAGAAACCCCUAGCGCCUUUUACAGAACUACAAUCCCUAAGGUUUAAGUUUGUGGCAUGGAUGCCCCUUUGGCUGCCUUGAGAGAAAUUGGGAUGUGAUGAAGGACUCUUUUCCCUGUGUGCAUGCAUAUGUGUUUCCCAGCAGCUUCCAAAAUGAUUUGUCUUAAUUCUUGCAGAUUUGGUUUUCAAGUCCCUGCAGUUUCCCUUUGUGUCCAGGAGAGGGUGCCCGGGGAGCAUGUUUUGGGAUAGUCGCCUGUUCUAUUCUGGAUAAAGAAUUCUUGAGAAGAAGGGAGUGUUUUUGACAAAUUGCCUGUGGCCCAACUCCUGCCUCCUCUACCUUCUUCUGGUCCCGUGCCAUAACUGACGAUUUUGGAUUCCGAACAAGGCUAGCUGUCUGUGCUUAAUGGGGUGUGAGAAGGAGAGAUGGAGUCCUCCUUUUCUGGAACGGACUGUGUGCUUUGACCCUGUGUUUCCUGUACUUUCAAGUUCCCAUUUCUUUACUUUUCAGUUUGCACCAUUUCUUCCUCAGUUUUCUGUAACGACAUUGUAUUUGGUAGCGAUCAAUAAAUGAUUCAUGACCUUGGUUUAGCAAAUAGCAAGGACUAUCCCAUUCCAGAUGUGUUCAGUCCCUUUGCCUCAUCUGCCUUUCCCUCAGUCAUUCUGUUUUUAAAAUGAUGGGCUUCAAAGCCUAAAAACACAUCGUGGUUCAGGGUCUGUAUAACAGGGAGAGCCAAGAUGGUGCCUUCUAGAUGCUGGUCUCCAGCUCCCAUCUGUCACAGCAGUCAGCACAGCCAGUGGUCAGGGAUGAUGGGAGUUGUAGCCGCAGCAACUUCUGGAGGGCACCCCAUUGGCUACUUCUGCUGUAUAAGCAUUCCAAGACGUUGGUUUCUGCAUUUAUUGAUUCAGGGUAAAACCUCCCACAUCUGAAAAAGGCCCCUGCUGACUUGAAUGUCCACAAUGCCGAAGGAAGGCAAGAGUGCAUUUUCCCCUCUGCAGUGAAGCGGUUGUGUGAACCUUCUACCAUAGGCUCGCAUCUGUUUGGCACAUAAUUAAAAGCUUUCAAGAAGCAUGUUGAGCAAUAAACAUUCCAGGCCGCUGCCUGUUUCACACGGCUGCUUUGCAAUGAGAAUGCUACAAUACUCACCCUGCGGACAGGGUGUGUGAGAAUCAAGAAGUGUGCAUUUCCAAAUGGCUUUGGUGGGGGUCUCUUCCUAACUGCUAAUGGACACAAGUUCAAGAAAGAUGGAAGGAAACUGUCUAUCCUCCCAGUGAAAGCUACAGGUCCUUAUUAAUCUUCUAUGCAUAUCGUCAUGUGGCAUUUAUACCUUAAUCCUUCAGGACUCUUGUACAAAAGUGUUAAUGUGUAUCUUUUUUUCCUAAUUAUGCUCUUGAUUCUUGAGAGUGUGUCUUUGUGUGUUGGUGGGUCAGGGGAAAGCACUGAGCCAAAUGGGAACAGGGACCACCAUCUUUGUUCCAAGGGGGUUAACUGAUGUGAAUGUUGUCUACAUGUAGGUGCAUUUCCAGGCACUCCUGCUUUUUGAUGACCAAAUCAAAAGUCUCGCUUUUAUGGAGGGGAAAGGGGGAGGAGCUUCCAGGGAGAAGUAAUUGUAUUGGCUGGAACUGAAAGAUGGACAUCUCACGACAGCAAAAAUGUUGUUCUUUUUCCGCUGCUGAAUUUUUGUUAAUGUGUAACUUAAAGGGGUCUUUCCUCUCUUGUAUGUCUCUUGCCUGUCCAACCCCCUGGCCCCAAAUCAAGCUCUGAUUCUCUUCCAACACUAGAAAUAUCUAGCUGUGAAGACUCUUUUUGUUAAGAGAUAUCUAGAACCCUCAUAUAAUGUAAAUGUAAACCUACCGUUUCAGUGUCUCAUUUCCAUAUAGCUAAUUGUGGGAUUCAUUGGAGUUUUAGAUGCUGUGUUUGACUGUUUUAUAUAUGAUGAGAUAUAUUCACCCAGGUUUUGUUGUUUUGUACACAAUGUGCUGCCACGUUCUGAUGUGAUGGGUGCAAUUGUGUGAGGACUGACACGUUGUGCCGCGAUUUUGUGAUUUAGUAUUCUUUGUGGAAUAUUGUUGUUUUUAAAUUCGUGUACUGAAAGCAUUUCAAGUCCUGGUGAUGAAAGGACUGGGAAAGUGAAAUAAAAACUUUUUUUUAAAGCUCCA
Messenger RNA from Rhineura floridana, 5394 nucleotides. Its product is annotated as KIAA0513 ortholog. NCBI's taxonomy places the organism in Eukaryota, Metazoa, Chordata, Lepidosauria, Squamata, Rhineuridae. The record is from RefSeq and is a predicted model, not a curated record. The transcript is spliced from 12 exons. The coding region runs from base 385 to 1614 and encodes 409 amino acids.